GUGUGUUAAGUGUUUGAUUUUACGGCUCACUAUUUAAUAGGACGAAUCUAUUAAAUAGGACGCAUACAUACCCACAGUCUGGCUUUACACUGAAACGUUAAUCUCUUAAAUCUUAAUCAAUAAACCUACCUGGUGUAUGUGUGUCAGGUAAAUAAGCAGUCUACACUGAACGUUCACUGUUGUCAUGGAGCUUACUGGUGUAAAACUAUCAAUCUUUGCUGUAGUUGUUGCGUUUAUAUUAUACAGAUAUACAGUGAAAAAUACCAAACUUACAGUGGAUACAGUAAACCUUACUUAUGACUAUAUAAUUGUGGGCGGUGGCUCCGCCGGGUGUGUACUAGCAGCCCGACUGUCGGAAGACCCGGAAACAAGAGUUUUGUUAAUUGAAGCGGGCGGGGAAGAGACGGAAAAUGCCAAUAUUUCCAUUCCAGUACAGGCCCUGGCCGUCUGGAAGACGCGAUGGGACUGGGGUUAUAGAACAACGCCUCAGAAAAACUCAGGAUUUGCGCAAAUUGGUGGGAAAAAUCGCCACUUCUGGCCGAGAGGCAAAGUUCUUGGAGGAUCCAACAAUUUGAAUCUCAUGAAUUACGUCAGAGGGAGUCGGCAUGACUUCGAUGAAUGGAUGGAGCUUGGAUGUGAAGGCUGGGGUUAUCAAGAUGUACUUCCAUACUUCCUGAAAUCAGAAGACAUGCAAAUUGAUGACCUCAAGAAUUCCAAAUACCACAGGGCAGGAGGACCUCUCGCUGUCAUGAAAGACACUGAGUUCCCGAUAUGGAAGAGGUUUGUAGACGCAGGAAAAGAGUUAGGGUACUCGGAAGUAGACUUCAAUGGUGAAGAACAAAUCGGUUUUGCAGCAAGCCAGAUCAAUGUUAGAGAUGGAUCCCGUGCUAGUACAGUGUCUGCAUUUUUAAGACCGGCGAUGAGUAGAGAUAAUCUACACGUGGUAGUAAAUGCUCAUGUAACAAAAAUCAUUAUCGAAAGCAAAGUAGCAAGAGGCGUUUAUUUCGUUAAGGACAAUAAGAAGCAUGCUGUAUAUGCUGAUAGGGAAGUCAUCCUGUCGGCAGGAGCAAUAGGCUCGCCGCAGAUAUUGAUGUUAUCCGGAGUGGGGCCUCAGACACAUCUGGAAAAUCUCAACAUACCAGUCAUCAUGGACUUACCAGUAGGCCAAAACAUGGAGGAUCAUGUGUAUUCGUUCAUACCCGGAAUAAUGAGUUCACCAGAAGGACUCACGGGACCAAGAGCCGCGUCCCUCUCGUCUGUUUCACAGUAUCUCUUAUUUGGAUCUGGGCCUUUGUCUUCCACGGGACUAGUAGGGACGGCUUUCCUCAAAUCUUCCAAAUGUAAAACCAAAUACCCCGAUUCACAGUUCCAUCUUUUUGCAUCUCUUCCGAUAAAAGAGUUAGCUCAUUAUUCUUUAAACAAAAAAAACGGUUUGUUCCCUAAUGAGUGGACUGACGGCUUUGCCCUUUUAACAAUUCUUCUCCAUCCUGCUAGUAAAGGUACUAUAAUGUUAAAGAGCAACGAUCCGUUUGAUUACCCAGCAAUUGACCCUAAUUACUUUGAAAAAGACGAGGAUAUGCAACAAAUGAUAGAACUCAUGAAAAAAGCCUUGGAAGUGUUGAAAACUAAACCAUUCACCGAUAUUGGAAGUCAUUUUAACAGGUUAAAUGUACCAGUAUGUAACCAUACGAAAUAUCUGUCCGACGAACAUCUAAAAUGUUUCAUACGACAUUUUGCUGUAACUCUGUAUCAUCCUACAUCAACAUGCAGAAUGGGUUCACGAGAUGACCCAAACUCUGUCGUCGAUCCCCAGUUGCGUGUGAAAGGCAUCAGGAACCUACGAGUGGUGGAUGCCUCUGUCAUGCCCCAUGUAACAUCCGGAAACACAAAUGCUCCGACUAUCAUGAUUGCGGAAAAGGCUGCGGAUAUGAUCAGAGGAAUUGACAGCGUGGAGGAGUUGCGCAAAAGGUGGAAAGAAACAUGAUGACUUUUGAGAAUGAAUACUUAGCGUCGAACUCAUAUUGGUUGCGUUUACUGAAUUGGCCGGUUUCGAAAAAUUCGUAAAUUCACAAGUACAUGUUUAUAGUAUGUAUCUGCAUAAACUGGUCGCCUUCGUGUACAUGUUAAACGUUAUGGGUGUAGCUGAAAUCACGUGUACGGUGACGAAAUCACUCAUGCUACUCGGCAUGUAUAUAACACAUAACACACACUGCACAUACAGUAGUUGUACAGUAGUACAUAUAUGUACUGUGUAUAUGAUUGCUUUUGCCUUGACUUUAUAUCCCUACAGUUGUGUCUUUUUGUUCAAACUAAAAUAUUGAGUUUUGAAACACGCUCACCUUACGGGAUCCGAUGUACAAUUCCACUUGUUGUAUAAUCUGUCAUUGGCAAUAUUGCUAAAUAUGAUACGUGGGGACCCUUUACGGUUUUGAUAGCAUUUUAAAAGGUAUCACUAUCUGGUUACUAUUAUGUUAAAUAAAUGGCCGAAAAUCCACUUUAGAUAAAGAUAUUGCAGUGUGUGUUUUUGUUCUUUGAUUCAACUGAAAUCCGACGUGAAACUUCCAAUUCAUCAAUCUUUCGAUGCCAAAAUAGAUGUUAUAUUUGUGUUUUCUCUUCAUACAAACUCUUUUCAAUGCUACCAAAAUAAAUUUGUGUCACCAGGACCGGUCUUCAUAUAACAUUUUAAAUGUUUUUAACAUGAAAGUGUGUAUUUUGAAUCUAAUCAAUGAUAAUAGAGUACGAUAUUAUGUAGCGAUUAUAUCAUAUGGUAAGUGAGAUAUGAACUUAAGUAAUUGACUUAAGUAAGGCCAUGACUUAAGGUGUUUUAUGAAUACCGGCUCAGACAUCCGCCAUUCACAUUGUCGUACAUCGGAUACGAUAAGGUCUUCAAAAUACCGGAAGAGAUCUAUCUAUCUGUCGUAUGACAGUCCAAUCAGCUUAAAGAUCUUAGAUUGUUUCCGUCCGGGAUCUGAUCUCGCUUUAGAAACCCUAACUGUGUACUUAUAAAUGUAGAUAAAGUAUUGUAAUUAUUAUAAUUAUUAUCUAUUAUGAAGCAUAUUGAAAUAAACCCAAAAAAACCCACAAAGAGUGAUUGUGACUUCUGUGAAGGCCAUGUCACUCUGAAUGAACGAAGAAACGAAAAUUUAUUUCAAUAAAAGGGCCCAUAAUACACGUUACAAUGCAAAUCAAAUAUAUCAAAAUGCAUAUAUAUAACUAAAUAAGAGUUGUGUCUCUUGGUUAAUAAAGUUUAAGUGUUUUCUAUAGCUAAUAGAGUUAAUGAACGUA
Molecule: messenger RNA, 3285 nt
Organism: Mya arenaria
Lineage: Eukaryota; Metazoa; Mollusca; Bivalvia; Myida; Myidae
Product: alcohol dehydrogenase [acceptor]-like
Molecular function (GO): oxidoreductase activity, acting on CH-OH group of donors; flavin adenine dinucleotide binding
Source: RefSeq, a predicted model, not a curated record